AUAUUUUUACACAUGCGUAGAAUCAUGAAUCAUAAGAAAAUUUAGAUCAGACUAUCAGAUUUUCAUAAACACUUCUUUAUCUCAUGCGUUUAACUUUUUACUUAUACCAAUGAUUAUAAGCUACUGAUUGGAACUAAAAUAGUUCUACGCAUUGCAUAAUAUAAGAAUGUAUUUGGUUAGGAUAAAUUCAUGAUACGCUGGAAGAUUGUUAUUUCUAUUGUAAUAUAGCUAUUAAUGAUGUUAUGACCACUGGAAGAGUUCCAUUAUUAUAUCAAGUAUUGCAUCUCUUAUGACAAAUUGGAUAUAUGAUAAAUAGAUGAUAGUAUAUGAAACAGCUCUGACAAAUUUGAAGUGCGUUUGUUCUAUUACUACCUCGUGUGACAAAGUUUCUUGGAAGUUUUGUAAAUGAUUUGGGUAUUAAUUCCCAAAAAAUAUCAAUGAGAUAUGCAGCAUCAAAUUAAACAGAGGAACCCACAAUCCUUACUGCAUAAGUGUUAUAAUUAUAGUGGAUUUAAUAGUGUCAUAAAAUUACAAGAUGUCUGCAGUAGAAACGCCACAUUUCAUACGUACCAUCGAAUGGGAAAUGAUGGAUAAGACCAAAUUUUUCCCAUUGAGCAUGCUCUCAUCAUUUUCUGUGCGUUGCUGUCUAUAUCCCUUAACAGUAAUUAAAACCCGCUUACAAGUUCAGAAACAUAACAACAUGUACAAUGGAAUGCUAGAUGCUUGCAGAAAGAUUUACAAGGUAGAAGGUAUAGGUGGUCUGUAUAGAGGAUUUUGGAUAAGUUCUAUACAAACUGUAUCUGGUGUAUUUUAUGUAUCUACUUACGAAGGAAUGCGUCAUAUACUUGGACAGAACAAUGUUAUAGGUAAUAUAGACUCACGAGUAAAAGCACUAAUUGCUGGUGGAGCUGCUAGUUUGGUAGGACAGACAAUAGUAGUUCCCUUUGAUGUUCUAAGUCAGCACUUAAUGGUUCUGGGGAUCAAUUAUAAUAAACAUGGAAGAUAUAUAGAUCAGAUGGGUAUAAAUCCAUUGGGUUUAAUUCUUGAGCCAGGAAAAUCCCGGACUCAAAUUUCGACAGAUAUUAUCAGGUUAAUUUAUCGGAGAGAUGGCUAUAGAGGUUUUUAUAGAGGAUAUGUUGCAUCAUUGUGCGCUUAUGUUCCCAAUAGUGCUCUUUGGUGGGGCUUAUAUACAUCAUACCAGGAUGAGCUUAUAAAAUUGUUCCCAGAGUGGGUCUCUCACUUGUUUAUUCAAGCUCUUGCUGGUACAUUAGGAGGAUUUACCACAACAAUUAUUACAAAUCCUUUAGAUAUCGUACGGGCAAGGUUACAAGUACAAAGAUUAGAUAGUAUGUUUAAUACAUUCAAAGUUUUAUGGAUGGAAGAAAGAUUGCAAAUGUUCACAAAGGGACUUUCCGCGCGCCUUGUACAGUCUGCUUGUUUUAGUUUUUCAAUAAUUCUAGGAUAUGAAACUAUUAAAAGAUUCAGCAUAAUUGAAGAGUACAAAGGUUACAUUAGAUGGUGAAUUUAUUCUUUAAAACUUGUAAUAGUUGUUUUCUUGUCAUGCAUUUUUCGACAAAUUCUGCUGUAUUUUAAGCAAAAGCAACUGAGAUACGCACCAAAGAGAAAAGAACAAGAUCAUUAAUGAUCUUAGCGAUUUAUAAACUAUAUUCAUAAUAGUACAUUUUAAUGCAAUGUAAUUGCAAUCGUGGUUAAUAGGUAUGAUGAAAACACGACGAAAUGUUUAUUUUAAAUAAUAAAAGUAAUUAUAAAUUUUAACGAGAAUAUAAUUACGUGUUAAUCGUAUUUGCAAUAUC
Molecule: messenger RNA, 1814 nt
Organism: Bombus huntii
Lineage: Eukaryota; Metazoa; Arthropoda; Insecta; Hymenoptera; Apidae
Product: solute carrier family 25 member 44
Exons: 6
Coding region: 536-1522 (328 amino acids)
Biological process (GO): branched-chain amino acid catabolic process
Cellular component (GO): mitochondrion
Molecular function (GO): branched-chain amino acid transmembrane transporter activity
Source: RefSeq, a predicted model, not a curated record